Molecule: messenger RNA, 367 nt
Organism: Xiphophorus maculatus (southern platyfish)
Lineage: Eukaryota; Metazoa; Chordata; Actinopteri; Cyprinodontiformes; Poeciliidae
Product: histone H4
Exons: 1
Coding region: 27-338 (103 amino acids)
Biological process (GO): nucleosome assembly
Cellular component (GO): nucleosome
Molecular function (GO): protein heterodimerization activity; structural constituent of chromatin; DNA binding
Source: RefSeq, a predicted model, not a curated record
UCAGGCUUUUCUUGAACGAUACCAACAUGAGCGGAAGAGGAAAAGGAGGCAAAGGUCUCGGUAAAGGAGGCGCCAAGCGGCACCGUAAAGUUCUCCGCGAUAACAUCCAGGGAAUCACCAAGCCCGCUAUCCGCCGUCUGGCUCGCCGCGGGGGAGUCAAGCGGAUCUCCGGUCUCAUCUACGAGGAGACCCGCGGUGUGCUCAAGGUCUUCCUGGAGAACGUCAUCCGUGACGCCGUCACGUACACCGAGCACGCCAAGAGGAAGACCGUCACCGCCAUGGACGUGGUGUACGCUCUGAAGAGGCAGGGCCGCACUCUGUACGGCUUCGGGGGUUAAACUGAUUCUUUACAUAAAUAAAACAAAAC